Messenger RNA from Rhinopithecus roxellana (golden snub-nosed monkey), 4515 nucleotides. It is a transcript of the gene RFT1, whose product is annotated as RFT1 homolog. The coding region runs from base 59 to 1378 and encodes 439 amino acids. Gene Ontology annotation, cellular component: endoplasmic reticulum membrane. Gene Ontology annotation, biological process: glycolipid translocation; dolichol-linked oligosaccharide biosynthetic process. Lineage: Eukaryota; Metazoa; Chordata; Mammalia; Primates; Cercopithecidae. The transcript has 12 exons. The record is from RefSeq and is a predicted model, not a curated record.
UCGCGACCAAGUGGAGUGGCGGCGGCAUUUCCUGGUGUCGGAGCCUGGCGCCCAGGCUAUGGGUAGCCAGGAGGUGCUGGGCCAGGCGGCCCGGCUGGCUUCCUUCGGUCUCAUCCUGCAGGUGUUGUUUCGGUUGAUCACCUUUGUCUUGAAUGCAUUUAUUCUUCGCUUCCUGUCAAAGGAAAUUGUUGGCGUGGUAAAUGUAAGACUAACGCUGCUUUACUCAACCACCCUCUUCCUGGCCAGAGAGGCCUUCCGCAGAGCAUGUCUCAGUGGGGUCACCCAGCGAGAUUGGAGCCAGACCCUCAACCUGCUGUGGCUAACAGUCCCCCUGGGUGUGUUUUGGUCCUUAUUCCUGGGCUGGGUCUGGUUGCAGCUGCUUGAAGUGCCUGAUCCUCAUGUUGUCCCUCACUAUGCAACUGGAGUGGUGCUGUUUGGUCUCUCGGCAGUGGUGGAGCUUCUAGGAGAGCCCUUUUGGGUCUUGGCACAAGCACAUAUGUUUGUGAAGCUCAAGGUGAUUGCUGAGAGCCUGUCGGUAAUUCUUAAGAGCAUUCUGACAGCUUUUCUCGUGCUGUGGUUGCCUCACUGGGGAUUGUACAUUUUCUCUUUGGCCCAGCUUUUCUAUACCACAGUUCUGGUGCUCUGCUAUGUUACUUAUUUCACAAAGUUACUGGGUUCCCCAGAAUCAACCAAGCUUCAGACUCUUCCUGUCUCCAGAAUAACAGAUCUGUUACCCAAUAUUACAAGAAGUGGAGCAUUUAUCAACUGGAAAGAGGCUAAACUGACUUGGAGUUUUUUCAAACAGUCUUUCUUGAAACAGAUUUUGACAGAAGGCGAGCGAUAUGUGAUGACGUUUUUGAACGUAUUGAAUUUUGGUGAUCAGGGUGUGUAUGAUAUAGUGAAUAAUCUUGGCUCCCUUGUGGCCAGAUUAAUUUUCCAGCCCAUAGAGGAAAGUUUUUAUAUAUUUUUUGCUAAGGUGCUGGAGAGGGAAAAGGAUGCCACACUUCAGAAGCAGGAGGACGUUGCUGUGGCCGCUGCGGUCUUGGAGUCCCUGCUCAAGCUGGCCCUGCUGGCCGGCCUGACCAUCACUGUUUUUGGCUUUGCCUAUUCUCAGCUGGCUCUGGAUAUCUACGGAGGGGCCAUGCUUAGCUCAGGAUCCGGUCCUGUUUUGCUGCGUUCCUACUGUUUCUAUGUUCUCCUGCUUGCCAUCAAUGGAGUGACAGAAUGUUUCACAUUUGCUGCUAUGAGCAAAGAGGAGGUCGACAGGUGUUCCUCUGCUGUGAGCAGGGCUGGCCAGCCAGACUGGCACACAUUGCUGUGGGGGCCUUCUGUCUGGGAGCAACUCUUGGGACAGCAUUCCUCACGGAGACCAAGCUGAUCCGUUUCCUCAGGACUCAGUUAGGUGUGCCCAGAUGCACUGACAAAAUGACGUGACUUCAGGGAAGCCUGGACGCCUGAGGCACCUGGACCAGCUAUGGGCAGUUCUGUGGGUGGAACACAUAUUCUGUGUAAGAGCCCCGCCGAGGGCUCUGCAGCGGAGUGACAGCAAGCCCGGAGGUGAGGCACCAGCGAAAACAUGAGACACCUGUGACCAAUCGAAGUCUGAAAUGCAGAGGAGUUUCAUUUUUAAGUGAAGACCAAAAAGCCCUUUAAAAAUAAUAGAGUUUUUUCAUCAUUUUAUUUUCUCUUUUACUAAUGUACUCAUUCCUUUUGAGUGUGAUUGGCCUUUGGAGCUACGUGCUCCAACAAACUAUAUCUUAAUUGUUAAUAAUUAUCUGGCCCAGAAAAAGAGAUGCAACAAUUUUACCCUUCAGAGGAAUUUUGAACUUCUGUAAAAGAGAGAGCGAGACCCCUCUCUUUCAUUCACCACAUGAAAACAGAGUGUGGCCCUGAAGUUGUGGCUUUCUCUGUGUCAACACUGUGGUCUGAGUUUUUAGAGAAGGAAAAAUGCUACUCAGUGAGAAAUCCAAGAAAUGAAACCAGAAAGGUUUUCAGAUCACAUUUCCCAGAGUGAGUUAGGGAGAAUCUUGCCUGUCGUGAUCACACUGUUCCCCGCCACCCCGGGUCAGCACAUAGUUGACCCAGAGUGGGCUCUCAAGAUUUGUUAACUGAAGGGUGGGUGAAAGCUGGCUGGAGACUCCUGGCCUGGCCACCUGCAAGAGGCGGACUUUGAAGAAAACUGUGAUCCAGUUGAGCCACUUUGUCUCUGAAGGGAAUACCGCUUUGCAGCUUUCUGUAACUUCUCACAUGGGAAUUGCACUGGUGACAGAUAAGAUUUAACAGAUGUAUUUUUUUAUCUUCAGAAUAAGACAGGGCAAACUCUGUAUGGCAAGUAUUACUGAGUCAGGCCCCUCCUGCUGACCCAUUAUUUCCAGCACUGAUCCAUAUAACCAAAUUCCAGCCCCAGGACAAGAGUGGCAGGCAUGGGGGCCUGGUGCUGCAGGCUACAGUGUGAGCCCAGGCGUUCUACACCUUGCAGCCUGCACCCUGCAGGUGAGAUCAUGAGCAGUGUUCUGGAGUGUAAAGUGAUUUUUAUUUUUUCAUUAAUGUAUUAAUUCCUUUUGGAUAUUAACCCCCCUCAGAACUACAUGCACAAACUAUAACUUGGAUGUUAAUAAUCCUCUCACUCAGUGCCCCAAACCUUCUGUGUCUACACCCAGAGAGAGAGGGUCAGUAAAGGCAACUGCUAUCAUGCAUUAAAAUGCAUGUAUUUAAAUCUGCUUGCCCAGAGCCAGUACCCAGGGGCUAAGGAUCAAGACCUGUCAGCAUAGCAAGACUGGGGCCCAGUCACCCUGGCAGGUUUUUAUCUACUCAGAGGGAGAACGCUUUGCACUAAGUGGGAGAAAAGCAGCUAAAUGCAAGGUGUCCUGAGCAAUUAGAGGACCUCCAAAGCAUGGCCUCAGUCAUGCCUCCAUAGGGUAAGGUCAGGCCAGCUCAGAAAAAUGGAUGGUCCCAUGGGGUCAGGUGGAGCACACACAGAAGGCAGUCUUCCCUCCCAUGUCCGUUCUCUGUCCUGGCAUCCACAGAAAGGGGCCUUCAGUCCUCAUGAGCUGCUUCUCUGCAGCUGCUGAUCACCCUCCCAGACCCCUGCCCCUAUCCCAUGCCCACAUGACCCCAGACUCAAGCAUGAUCCUCAUUCUACCUGCCUCGGAAUCACCUGGAUUGCAAGUCAGAAUGUGGCUUCCCCGGACCCACUCCAGGCCUUCAGGAUCUCUGUCUCCCAGUGGGAGGGCUCUGAGAUUGGCUUUUCUGGCAAGCCCACAUGGCUUUGAUGCCACCAAGGUUGACAUGCCCCAUUGUCUUCCUUCACAGCAGGCCCAGGACCAGUCAUGCUCAUGCCUGUUCUCUGCUCCAGGAACAGAGCUGCUGUUCCACCAGCAGCCUUGUGACUCCGUGGCCUCUGGGAGCAGGACUCCCCAGGCUUAUACUCUCUCAGCUUGAGAGAGGGUCUAUGUCUGAAGGCAGUGCUGUCAUCCCUCCCCUGCUGUUGGCCUAAUGGUGCUGUCAGGGCCAGCUCCUCUUGAAAGACAGCCAGUUGCGAAGGCAGCCCAGGGCUUCUUCCCAUGUCCUACUUCCCUGUGUCUAGGGAGAGUCGUGCCCGUGGCUGCGAGUUUUCCCACGACUAGCACCUACCGCCUGGGCUGUCAGCACUUUGGCAGCAGGUCCUCUGCGGUUCUCUGCCUCUGGCACCUCCCUAAAGCUCAGCUGAACCUGACCAGGCCUCUGGCAUUUCCCCUGCUGGACCCCCUAGAGCCACACCUGUUGCCUCAGGGAGCUUGCAUACAUGUGGGCCAGCCUGCCUCGCUUUACCCAAGCAGAUUUGGGGAGAGAAAUCAUACUUUGGGCUUUAAAUGCCACGUAAAAUAUCGUGAGGCUACUUCUCCAUGGAAACAAGUCUCUGAGGCACAACCUUUAUGAAAGGAAGGAGUCUUCGUUAGUGAGAAGAACAGUAUCUCUGACUUCCUGUGCUCCUCUGGCCACACGUAAGUGUUGGUCACUUCAGAUUUGGCUUGGGGUCUCUCAGUGGGGAGCUGCUGCUGCACUGUUUAAUGCUUACCUGACGGCAACUUCUGGCUCUGGAGCCACUACUCUGCCCUGCUCCCAGCCACUUCCCAACCUGAUUCAAGCGGGGCCCCUCCUCCCUCCUGUCUUUAUUCUUUUCUUUUCAGAGGCAAGGUCUCACUCUCUCCUCUCACCCAGGCUGGAGUGCAGUGGUGUCAUCAUAGCUCAUUGCAGCCUCAAACUCCUGGGCUCAAGCAAUCCUUCCACCUCAGUGUCCUGAGUAGCUGGGAUCACACGUGUGUGCUACCUCACCCAGGUAAUUUCUAAUUUUUUUUUGUAGAGACUGGAUCUCACUGUUGCCUUGAACUCCUGGGCUCAAGUGAUCCUCCUGCCUCAGCCUCCCAAAGUGCUGGGAUUCCAGACCAGGCACAUUUUUUUUUUAAAUCAUGCAUUCCUGUUGCUAGUUUCACAUCAGUCCCCUGGUUUAAAAAGAAAUAAAAUAUUUUCUUUACA